Molecule: messenger RNA, 559 nt
Organism: Arachis ipaensis
Lineage: Eukaryota; Viridiplantae; Streptophyta; Magnoliopsida; Fabales; Fabaceae
Source: RefSeq, a predicted model, not a curated record
GAAUAGGAUUGAUUUUCCUGAAGAGUUAAGUAAAUUCAAGAAUAAAAUGUUCCUUUUCAAAGUUUCUGUGAAGUUGGAGAACAUCAAUUCUUUCCAAUUGGUUUCUAUCACAGUCGUGAAGUUGUGUCACAAUGAGGCCAUAAUCAAUUCCUUCAAACAAAAGUAUAGUAUUGAGCAGAAUGCUGAUUCACAAGUAGGUGAAUACCAACCUGACAUUGAGUCUUCCAAGUUUAUCACACCAAUCACGUCUGGACAGAAUUCAAGUUCUGCUGGCAAAAAUAUUACGGUUAAUGAAGCUGAUGAUGGAGGUGCUACUUUUACCUGGGACAAACAUACCUUAGUUGCAAACCCAGCUCAUUUUUUUACAGAGAAACCUACAGCUACUUUUGGUGUUGCUUCUGAUGCUGCUGAGAGUGAAAGAUUUACUGUGUGAACUAUCUUAUCUUUAAGUCGCUUCAUUUUUAUUUUGUUUAGUUCCAAAUUUCUUAUAUGAUACACUGGGUAUAUUAUUGGAGGCUUUUCAAAUAUAGCAUUGGUAUUAUGGACAUAAUACUUUAUA